Betta splendens (Siamese fighting fish) is the source of this 3275-nucleotide messenger RNA. It is a transcript of the gene phc1, whose product is annotated as polyhomeotic homolog 1. The record is from RefSeq and is a predicted model, not a curated record. The coding region runs from base 179 to 2551 and encodes 790 amino acids. NCBI's taxonomy places the organism in Eukaryota, Metazoa, Chordata, Actinopteri, Anabantiformes, Osphronemidae. Gene Ontology annotation, cellular component: PRC1 complex; nucleus. The transcript is spliced from 14 exons. Gene Ontology annotation, molecular function: protein binding; zinc ion binding.
UGGCGGUAGCACCGCAAUAACAUAUAAACCGCCAAAGAAGAAGUCACCGUGUGAAGGGCGGGGCUUCAUUGGAGGCAAAUUUCUGUAAAAGGGGAGUCGUUGUUUGUAGUUGAAUCGAGAACGGAAUACAAACAAUUUAACUGUGAAAAGGACAAAAUUAGCAAGGAGAGCAGCAAACAUGGAUGCAGGUGAAGAUCAAAACACAGGCACCAACAGUGGAACUCCUCAGACCAGUGGGAACUCCCGUGCUCCCCAGAUCGCCCACAUGUCUCUAUAUGAGAGACAGGCUGUACAGGCUUUGCAAGCAUUGCAGAGGCGGCCGGAUGCAGCACAGUACUUCCAGCAGCUUAUGCUGCAGCAACAGAUCAACAAUGCACAGCUGCAGAACCUGGCUGCUGUGCAACAGGCCACACUUGCAGCUAGUCGCCAUUCUAAUACACCAAGUAACAGCAUGUCUCAGGCGCCCACCACUGUCAACCUAAGCACCACAUCUGCAGCAGGGACGAUGACUAAUCCCCGCCCCCAUGGCCCAGCCACCUCUGCCACAACUACAGCUCUCAACCAGUCAGUGCUGCUUGGUGGAAAUUCAGCAGGACAGGGGCAGAUGUAUCUUAGAGUCAACCGCUCUCUGAGAACUCCAAUUGCUUCUCAGCUCAUCUUCAUGCCUGGUGGUACAGCAACAGCUACCGUAGCAACAGUUGCCCAGGCGCAGCCUCAGCAGCAGCAACAGCAGGAAGUUGCUCCUAACACUGCGAGUUCCCAAGCUGACACUGAUCAGGUGCAGAACCUCGCUCUUCAUUGCACUACCUCUCCCAGAGCAGUUGCUGUUAAGUCUGAGCUUCCAGAGAGGAAAGAUGCUGCCAGCUUUCCUCUCAGUCAGCAGCAGCAGGCUUUCCCUCAGACAGCUCAGCAGCAGCAAGUGCAACCGCAACAACAAAUGGCCAAACCCAAUUUCACGCAACAAACCACUGCCAACACAAUGACUGUGAAGUCUGGAAACCAGGCUGCCAUGACUGUUACUCCUGCUGUCUCUGUAGCUCCCUCCUCCGCCUCAUCACCAGCACUCCCUCUCUCCCAACUUCUCCUCACUCCCUCUGCUGCCCCUGUCAUCCUGGUUCCCACCUCAAGUGUUCCUACCUCCACCCAGGGCUACCCCAUCGCCUCAUUGACCCCGAAGCCUAAUGUCAACACGCAGACCCUGGUGGUGCAGCCGCUGCAGCAGGCCACCAAUACUGCAGAGAAAAUUCCUGUGCCCAUCCAGCCCAAGACAGCUCAGGGACACCGUUUACCUGUGCAGCUGCCUCCCAGACACCCGCCUCCCAUUCUACCAGCUCCACCUAACAACAGCCAGGCUACCGCUGGGGGUCACAACCCUCCACACAUCCCUGUCCAGCUGGUGGGGGCCAGACAGGGCUUAGCAGGGAAUACACAGACUGUGGCUUUGGCACAGGCCCGGAGCAGCACAGUGCAGGAAAAUUCACUUGGUGGAAAUAUUAACGUAGCCUCCAACAACAGCACAAUGAAUCAGACAAAGCCUGUCAUCGGUUCCCUUAAAAGGAAAUCGGACAGUGAUGCUCAAAAUGAAAUGGUAACAGAAACUUCUAACUCUGCUUCCAUGAAAGACGCAGCCCCCCCCUUGUCUCCUGCUCCCACAAAGGACUCUGCAGCUCCUCCAGCAGCUGCUGCCUUCUCGUCUCCACCCACUCUGUCCUUGCCUUUACCCUUGUCAAGACUCGGGCACGGGGACAAAGACAAAGCGCCUGUCCCCCAGGCAGUGGUCAAACCCCAAGUCCUCACCCACCUCAUAGAAGGCUUCGUCAUCCAGGAGGGAGCUGAGCCUUUUCCUGUUGCCGGACUCCUCAAAGACAGAGAUUUUGCCCUGGUUGGCCGCACAGAAAAUGGUCCUCCAAUGUUGAAAUGCGAGUACUGUGGAAGCCUUGCCCCCGCCAGCCAGUUCAGAGGAUCCAAGAGGUUCUGCACAAAUACUUGCGCUAAAAGGUACAAUGUGAGCUGCAGCCAACACUUUAAGACAAGUAGAGGGAGAAGUGGUGUGGGGCUGACAUCACCUCCAGCACCCACUGAGAGCAAUAGUAAGCGUAGAGGACCAGGUCGCAGGAGCAAUUCCAGUACGACCUGUAAUAAAAUAGCAAACAGGCCUGUGCCUGUUAAGUGCCACUCUGAGUCCAGUCGCUCAGAGGAUGUAUCCAGCGAUGGUGAAGAUGACUCUCCUUCACUCUCCCCGAGCUCUUCACACUCGUGCUCCAGAGCUGAACACAGUGCUCCUCUGUCUGACAGCUCUGCCCCUGGUAGCCUCCCACCAGAAGGGGCCAACUUCCUCUCUGCUACGCCCGCUCAGUGGAGUGUGGAAGAAGUCUGCCGGUUCAUUUCUUCACUUCAAGGCUGUGAGGAGCUGGCUGCCCAGUUUCUGUCACAGGAAAUAGACGGGCAGGCUCUGCUGCUUCUGCGAGAGGACCACCUCAUAUCCACUAUGAACAUCAAACUGGGUCCUGCUCUCAAGAUCUGUGCCUCUAUCAACAGCCUGCGUGAGUGAGGCAAUCAGUGCUUCUGAGCGGCCACCAGGGGGUGUAUCCUCCGAACAAAACAUGGACCUGUUCCUCUGCUCGCGAUGAGACAGCGGCGAUAUUGUCCUCUACGAAACAACGGUGCUUCAUUGAUGAUGUGGAGAUGGAUGGUUUACUUCUUGAAUUCUGAAUGUUAAAGGAAUAUGUUGUGUGCAUGCAUGAAUGGUGAUGGACAGUCAGUAGUGUUCGCCAGUCGUUCUAUUUCUUUAUGACUAGACAUCUUUUGGUGUGUAUCCUCCUGAGGAACUGUGCAGCUCUGCAGUAACCAGUGCUAGUUCUCCUAGCUAGGACCGUUCACCUGUUGCGUUGACAAAAGAAACGUUGCCUUCAUGCUGUACUUCAAAUGGUGCUUUGACUUUAGUAAUAUGCUUUGGACAACUUCAUUUAUAUUUGUCAGUUUUUUUAGUAGUAUUUUUAUACUUUUUUUUUUUUUACCAUAGAUUGUCAGUCCAGGCUUCGAACCCACCAAGCUUAGAACACUCAGAAAGCCUGGUAUUAGUUCAUUUUACCAGUUAUUAAAAGUUUAGUUUUUUAUCUUUUCCAUUUUGUACUACAAUCAGAAAUAUUUUUUCAAUACAAUAUAGCUUUAGGAGCUUUAAUCAACCUAACUACCUGAAAAAGGUAUUUCUGGUAGUGAGAGUGCUCUGUGUACAUGUAUGCAGUACUACCAAUAAACGAUACCUGUUACUGGAA